GCCACCCACUAACCCUCCUCCCGAGAUCUCCAGUCCUGGCUGCAGUCGCCUUCCCAGAGAUCGGCGAGGUCUCCCCGGAUCACCAUGUUCCCUCGCCCUCUGACCCCACUGGCGUCCCCGAAAGGAGCCGAGCCCCUGGGCCGCACGCCGAGGCGGUCUCCAUUGAGUAGGGCCCGGGCUGGACUCGGAGGGCCACCCCUGCUGCUGCCGUCCAUGCUGAUGUUUGCAGUGAUCGUGGCCUCCAGCGGGCUACUGCUCAUGAUCGAGCGGGGCAUCCUAUCGGAGAUAAAACCCCUUCCCCUGCACCCUCCCAGCCACAAAGGCGCGGCCUGGCGUGGGACAGCUCCCAAGCCUGGAGGCCUAUCCUUGGAUGCUGGGGACUCCGACUUGCAAGUGCGGGAGGAUGUCCGAAACCGGACCUUGAGGGCAGUGUGCGGACAACCGGGCAUGCCCCGGGACCCCUGGGACUUGCCGGUGGGACAGCGGCGCACCCUGCUGCGCCACAUCCUCGUAAGUGACCGCUACCGCUUCCUCUACUGCUACGUCCCCAAAGUGGCCUGCUCUAACUGGAAGCGCGUGCUGAAGGUGCUGGCGGGCGUCCUGGACAACGUGGAUGUCCGCCUCAAGAUGGACCACCGCAGUGACCUGGUGUUUCUGGCAGACCUGCGGCCUGAGGAGAUUCGCUACCGUCUGCAGCAUUACUUCAAGUUCCUGUUUGUGCGAGACCCCUUGGAACGCCUCCUGUCUGCUUACCGCAACAAGUUUGGGGAAAUCCGAGAGUACCAGCAGCGCUAUGGGGCUGAAAUUGUCAGGCGCUACAGGGCUGGAGCUGGCCCCAGUCCUGCAGGGGACGAUGUCACCUUCCCAGAGUUCCUGAGAUACCUGGUGGAUGAGGAUCCUGAGCACAUGAAUGAGCACUGGAUGCCUGUGUACCACUUGUGUCAACCAUGUGCUGUGCACUACGACUUUGUGGGUUCUUAUGAGAGACUGGAGGCUGAUGCCAAUCAGGUGCUGGAGUGGGUGCGGGCCCCACCCCAUGUCCGGUUCCCAGCUCGGCAGGCCUGGUAUCGGCCGGCCAGCCCGGAAAGUCUACAUUACCACCUGUGCAAUGCCCCACGAGCCCUGCUUCAAGAUGUGCUGCCUAAAUAUAUUCUGGACUUCUCCCUCUUUGCUUACCCACUGCCCAAUGUCACCAGGGAAGCUUGUCACCAGUGAUAGUUGGCCAGCAGCUUCUGGAGUUUGGUUUAGUGACACCAGCUUUGAAGUGCCUUUCACAGAAACCCCUGGUUCUGGGGCUUGCUAGUUUCUCUAGGUAUCAUCGUAUCUCAGUGGCUGGGACUGCCCUCAGGCUGGCCUCCUGUUUCCAUCUAUCCUCAGCCACUGAGGCCAGCUGCUAUCACUGGUGGACUCUCUUAGGAGCCAGUGGCAUCCUUAUCUGGCAGGGCCAGACACCAAUGUGUUAUUAAAACCAUAUGUUUGAUAUAAAGACUGACUUCAGGUUCCUGGCUGCUAGGCCUGUGCAGCCCACCUGGUCCAUCGUAACUUAACCUGUGGCCAAAUCCUGAAGGCGGCACCAGCCAAACACAUGACCAUGCCCAGGACCAAUGGCUUUGACCUCCUGGUUGCCCACCCCAUUAACCUCAGGACUAGAGUGAGCUGUGGUGCCUUAGAAAUAAAUUUUGAGCCUUUCUACUCCAGACUAAAUUUACUAUACUUUCCUACACAUUUCCGUUUUUCCAAGGAAGGAGAAACUGAAGUAGGGCCCUUACCUCACAACCCCUCAAGCACCCAAAGACCCCUGUGCCUGACCUCUUCCUAGGGUUCUUGGAGCAUCUUCAAUAAGCCUCCCUUCCCUACAAAGCCUUUGAGAUUGUGUCUGUGGUCAGUGUAUUGGUGUAGCUGUCAAUCGUCUAACACAUUUAUUUAAAAUGUGUAUAAAUAUGUAUAUAUAUAUGUGUGUGUAUAUAUAUACACUCACA
Cricetulus griseus (Chinese hamster) is the source of this 1979-nucleotide messenger RNA. NCBI's taxonomy places the organism in Eukaryota, Metazoa, Chordata, Mammalia, Rodentia, Cricetidae. The record is from RefSeq and is a predicted model, not a curated record.